CGCAGCAGGGAGAACCGUAUAAAGGACAUCACAGAACGGCAACUGUCAUUCAUUCGUCUCGAACCACAGUCAUGAAGAGUUUGGUGCUCGCUCUGGUGUUGGCUGCUGUAGGAUCCGCAGUGGCGCAGUACCCGCGCUACUUGGAGGUGGUGCGCAACCCCAGGGUCCCCGACCUGUUCUAUGGCUCGACUCUGGGACCUCACAACGAGACGUGGUACUUCAGCGCUGCCGCCACCGUCACGUCCUUCAUUAUCCCGUCGCAGGUCAGCUUCUGCGGCUCAGGUCCAGCGAAUGGAACGUACGAGGAGACGGUUGACCUUUUCCUGUACGAGACGAAACUCUCGACGUCGCCGGCUCAGACGUACUUGCUGGCGUCUGGCUCGUUCAACGGCACCGCCAACUACGGCCAGGAGCUGGAGAUCCCGAUGAGGAACACCACGCUAGAUAGUGCGCCCCAAGUCGGCGCGUACGUCAACAGCAACAACGGCUUCUCGUACACGCUCAACAUCGUCUUCAACAAGACCGGCAUCUACCCGUGGUAUAGGACGAGGGCGCUCUCCACUUACUCCGUCGUCAGUCCCUUUUCGAAUGGCGCUGGAAUUGCCAUCGGACUGACGUACUUUAUUGGCUAAGAGGUUGUUCCCAAUCAGUCCUUUACAGUGAUUAGAUGCGGGACUAUACUGUCGCAAUGGCUUGUAGACUUGAUCGUUAUUCGCUAUUCAUUCUGCCGUUGCUGCCUUGGUUCAUAUUUCAAACAAUAUGGCCAGCUGACUCAUUUCGCACAGAACAGUGCCGAAAAACGUUGGCUUUCUAGGUCAGCAUUUCAGCUUCAGUUUGUUAUCAAAACGUCUGACAACAAAUUGAAACUGAGACGCACGCUUAGACGGAAAACAUUUUACGUCCGUUGUCUGUGAACAGUGAGUCAGCGGGCCAUAUUGCUGAAAGUAGGAACGUCAAAGUGACUUCCAUUCUGUCUUUGAAGCAAAGCUAGUAUGUUUAAUUACUAGUUGUAUUGAAUGUCGCAUUAAAAUUUUUUCGAAAAAUGCUUUUUGUGAUACAAGACUCACACCAAAAGCAGGUUUCGCCGAAGUGAAAGAUAAACACUC
Molecule: messenger RNA, 1106 nt
Organism: Schistocerca gregaria
Lineage: Eukaryota; Metazoa; Arthropoda; Insecta; Orthoptera; Acrididae
Exons: 3
Coding region: 72-632 (186 amino acids)
Source: RefSeq, a predicted model, not a curated record